GCCCCAGCGGAUCCCGAAACCGCUCUCGUUCAUCCGCCAAAACCGCCGCCUCGCAUGCGACCGGCCUCCAUGGCUCCUCCGCCUUCCUUCUCCUCGUCCUCCUCGUCCUCCGUCGCCGUCCGCCGCGACCACCCCCACCGUUCCGCUUCCCUCUGGGCCUCGCUCUCGGUCGGCGACCGCGGACGUCCCAGUCGACGCCGCCGCGACUGCCAGUCGGAGCCCUCCUCCCCGUCCCGCCUCUUCUCCCGAAAUGGACGCCUCCACGGCGACGUUAGCCUCAAUGACAUCGUCGGAAACGGCGUCUCCGGCGUCCUCCAUAAGUGGGUUAACUACGGCCGCGGCUGGCGCCCGCGGUUGUUCGUCCUACAGGAUGACGUCCUGUCCUACUACAAGAUUCACGGACCCGACCGCAUCGAGCUUGCUCCCGAUGCGAAGGUGGCCUACAAGGUCAUUGGCGAGGAAUCCAUUCGUCGGAUCUUACACCCAAAGAAUGGCCACCCUCAUCUCCCCUGCAAGCCCGUCGGUGAAGUCCAUCUCAAGGUUUCCUCGAUUAAGGAGAGUGGAUCCGACAAGAAGAGAUUCUCGAUCUUCACGGGGACAAAAAGGCUACACUUGAGGGCGGCCACGAGAGAGGAACGUGAGGCAUGGAUGGAAGUGCUGCGAGCAGUGAAGAGCAUGUUCCCCAGGGAAUUGAAUAGGGAGCUUAUGGCGCCGACUGAUAUGGUGGUCGUCUCCACAGAGAAGCUGAGGCAGAGACUUCAGCAGGAGGGAUUGAGCGAAUCCGCAAUUCAAGACAGCGAGCAGAUUAUGCGGCGUGAGUUUGCUUCCUUGCAGAAUCAGCUUCUUUUGUUUAAGCAGAAGCAAACUUUUCUCCUUGAUACCAUUCGCCAAUUAGAGACAGAAAAGGCUGAUUUGGAGAAUACACUUAUUGAUGAUAGACACAAAGAAUCUAUAGAGUUUUCAUCAUCCUCUAUUCCAGCGCAUGAGCAAUUUAAUGGUAAUUAUUCACCAGAGGAAACUGCUAGUGAAUCUGAUGACAAUGAAAGGCAUGAUGCUGUUAAUGGGAAGACUGAUCAAGAAGAUAUUACAUUUUUUGAUUCAAAAGAUUUUCUCUCAUCAACUUCUCUCAGCUGUGGUUCUGAUUUUCCAAGAUGUCAGAUAGAGUCUGAUGAUGAAAACAGAUAUAGUGUUAGUUCUCUUGAUAGUACUACUGACGACUCCUCUAUGAUGUCUAUGGGAACGAAGUGCAUCUAUAUUAGGAGGCGCAAAAAGUUACCUGAUCCAGUGGAGAAGGAAAAGAGCGUGAGCCUCUGGUCAAUAAUCAAGGACAACAUUGGAAAGGAUCUCACCAAAGUUUGUCUGCCAGUUUAUUUUAAUGAGCCACUGUCAUCUCUUCAAAAGUGCUGUGAAGAUUUUGAGUACUCCUAUCUUGUUGACAGAGCAUAUGAAUUUGGUAAAAAGGGGGAUGGCCUUAUGAGGAUCCUAAAUGUUGCCGCAUUUGCUGUCUCUGGAUAUGCAUCAACAGAUGGCAGAAGUUGCAAACCUUUUAAUCCACUUUUAGGUGAGACAUAUGAGGCUGAAUUCCCUGAAAAAGGCCUACGUUUUUUCUCAGAAAAGGUCAGUCAUCACCCUGCAAUACUUGCAUGUCACUGUGAAGGUAAUGGAUGGAGAUUCUGGGGAGAUUCCAAUUUGAAAAGCAAGUUCUGGGGACGUUCCAUUCAGCUCGAUCCUGUUGGUGUUCUUAAUCUCGGGUUUGAUGAUGGUGAAAUUUUUCAAUGGAACAAGGUGACAACUUCAAUCUACAAUCUAAUAUUGGGCAAACUGUAUUGCGAUCACUACGGCACCAUGCGAAUCCAAGGAAAUGGUGAAUAUUCAUGUAAGCUAAAGUUCAAGGAGCAAUCAAUAAUUGAUCGCAACCCCCAUCAGGUGCAAGGUGUAGUCCAGGAUCGAAGUGGAAAAACCGUAGCAACUCUAAUUGGAAAAUGGGAUGAGAGCAUGCAUUACAUAAUGGGAAAUGGUUCUGUGAAAGGCAAAGGAUCUGAAGGUAUUCCUGAAGCCCGAUUAUUGUGGAAACAAAAUAAACCACCCAAGCAUGCUGCCCGAUAUAACCUAACACGCUUUGCGAUCACACUGAAUGAACUUAUGCCUGGUUUAAAGGAAAAGUUGCCGCUGACAGAUUCAAGGCUCAGACCUGAUCAGAGGUGCCUGGAGAAUGGAGAGUAUGAAAUGGCAAAUGCAGAGAAGUUGAGAUUGGAAGAAAGACAAAGACAGGCAAGAAAGAUGCAAGAAACCGGUUGGAAACCACGGUGGUUCGCCAAGGAUAAAGCAAGCGAUGCAUAUCAUUACGUCGGCGGAUACUGGGAGAGCAGGGAACAAGGAAAUUGGCAAGGUUGUAUUGAUAUCUUUGGCAAAAACUCCAGCGACCAAUUGGUGGUUGAGUAAUUAGUUUGAAACUGUGGCAUCCUUCUCUAUUCCUUUCUUUCCCACAUUUUUCUUUCUUUCUUUCUUUCUUUCUUGUGUUCAGUGAUUACCUUACCAAGUCAGAUGCUCGCUAUUUCGAGCACUUAAAUGCCUUGUAAAUUAUAGAUUGGAAGAUGUCUCCUAUUCUGUUUUUGGAGCAAUGUAAGGAACAUUGCCUCAUCCCAUUACAUUUUCAAAUCCAAGAUAAAUCACU
Messenger RNA from Zingiber officinale, 2674 nucleotides. Its product is annotated as oxysterol-binding protein-related protein 1C-like. Bases 55 to 2442 code for a protein of 795 amino acids. The record is from RefSeq and is a predicted model, not a curated record. Gene Ontology annotation, cellular component: membrane; cytosol; intracellular membrane-bounded organelle. The transcript has 10 exons. Gene Ontology annotation, molecular function: sterol binding. Lineage: Eukaryota; Viridiplantae; Streptophyta; Magnoliopsida; Zingiberales; Zingiberaceae.